UCGUUUCCUUCUUUCCUUCCGUCCAGCUGUUUCUGAAAUCUCUCGCCGUCUCGUCGUCCAAGCUGACCUUUUCGCACUCUCUCAUUCUUUCCCUCCUGUGGAUUAUAGAUCUAAGGCUAAAGAUUCAAUCUUUAAUUUCGUUUUCUUUCAGUUCAAACGAGAUAAAACAACUCCUUUUUCUUUCGGGUAAUUCUUCACAUUCAUGGCUCCUACGCCUUCUUCCAAGCCUAAUCACCCAACCCAGUCAAAAACCCCACAAUCCAGGCAUCGUCUGAAUUUCAAUGGUGUGAAAGCACACCAAACUCCGAACUCGAACUUGGCUGCCAAGGAGGUCCCUUCAGAGCACCCAGUCGAGGUCAUAGCGAGAAUUCGUGAUCACCCAGAUCGCAAAGAGAAGCCUUUACCGGUUUUGCAGAUCAAUUCGAACACACAAUCGAUCCGGGUUCGGGCUGAUUUUGGGUACAGAGAUUUCACCCUUGAUGGGGUUUCUGUGUCUGAAGACGAGGACCUCGACGAUUUUUACAAGAAGUUUGUGGAAUCGAGGAUUAAGGCGGUCAAGUUGGGGGAGAAGUGCACUAUUAUGAUGUAUGGACCCACGGGUUCUGGAAAGAGUCACACCAUGUUCGGAUGUUCAAAGCAGGCGGGUAUUGUUUAUCGGUCUCUAAGGGACAUUCUUGGAGAUGGAGACGAAGGUUCUGAUUCUAAGGGAAGUGAACAUCCUUGCCUGGGAAAUUUUGUUCAAGUCACUGUUUUGGAGAUUUAUAACGAGGAGAUUUAUGAUCUCUUGUCCACAAAUGGAGGGGGAGGAUUUGCAGGACUGGGCUGGCCUAAAGGCAAUUCUUCCAAGGUGAAACUUGAAGUGAUGGGAAAAAAGGCAAAGAAUGCAACCUAUAUAUCUGGAACUGAAGCAGGAAAGAUUUCAAAAGAAAUUCAGAAGGUAGAGAAGCGCAGGAUUGUUAAAAGCACUCUUUGUAAUGAAAGGAGUUCUCGAAGUCACUGCAUGAUAAUCCUCGAUGUUCCAACAGUGGGAGGGAGACUAAUGCUUGUAGAUAUGGCAGGAUCAGAGAAUAUUGAGCAAGCUGGUCAAACUGGAUUCGAAGCCAAAAUGCAGACAGCAAAGAUCAAUCAAGGAAAUAUAGCACUGAAGAGGGUGGUUGAGUCUAUUGCCAAUGGCGAUUCACAUGUUCCCUUCAGAGACAGCAAACUUACUAUGCUCCUGCAGGAUUCCUUUGAGGAUGACAAGUCAAAAAUUCUGAUGAUUCUGUGUGCAAGUCCCGAUCCCAAGGAGAUCCACAAGACCAUCUCCACUCUUGAAUAUGGAGCAAAAGCAAAAUGCAUUGUUCGUGGUCCUCUAACCCCGGUUAAGGAUGAAGAACCUUCUGCUGUCAUCUUGGGGUCCAGAAUUGCUGCAAUGGACGAAUUCAUCAUGAAGCUGCAAAUGGAGAACAAAGCCAGAGAAAAAGAGCGGAACGAGGAGCACAAAAAGCUUAUGAAGAAAGAAGAGGAGGUUGCUGCACUGAGGGCUAAGCUUGAGAACAUGGAAGGCAAAGAGAAUACUCCUAGUGAAGAAGAGAUCAACAUGAAGGUAUUCGAACGAACUCAGCUUCUGAAACAAGAGUUGGAGAAGAAGUUGGAGGAGUGCCAACGGAUGGCCAACGAGUUUGUCGAAUUGGAAAGGAGGAGAAUGGAAGAGAGGAUAUUACAGCAGCAGGAGGAAGUUGAAAUUCUGAGGAAGAGACUAGAAGAAAUUGAGCUUCAGCUACGUUGUUCAAGGGAUGGAGGAGGCUAUAGUGAGGAAAAUGAGUCCAACGAAAUGGAAUCAAGUGGGUUUGCCAGGAGGCUAAUGCGUAUAUAUAAGAGUGAGGAGGACCCUGGGAUGGUUAAAUCCAUGGAUUUGGACAUGGAUGAUCAAGAACCUCUGGUUUUGUGCAGGGUUGAUAACAAUACGAGCCAAAACUUCUCUUCAAGCCAACCCUUUAAUUCUCUAGAUGGGGUGUUAGAAUCUGAUGUUUUUGCACCAAGAUACGGUCUUAGCACAGUAUAUGAAGAUGAAGAAGGAGAAGGAGAGAAGGAUCAUGAGGAGAGGGUGGAAGAUGACGAAGUGGAGAAAGAAAUCAUAGAGGAGAAGAGGGUAUGCUCUGUUCAGAAUUUCGAGCUCACGUCAACAAACUUGCCUAGAACAAGUCCGAAACAAGAUGAUGAUCAUUGUUUCAAACACAAUCAAGAGGAGGACAAGGAGUCGGCUUCAUCUAGACUGCUGAGAAUUCAGACUAUAUUUACUCUCUGUGGGAACCAAAGAGAGCUCUCGCAGCAUGUGGGAACUCCAAUUCCUCCUUCAAAGAAGUCCAGUGAUUUCAAGAUAUCCCCAGUGACCAAGUCAAGCGAGAAGGAUUCCUCCAUCCUCAAAGUCUCCAACAAGGAAAACAUGGAACCACAUUAUAUUGUGGGAAAUUAGUAAGCUUUGGACCAAGGAAAAAGCUUGUACAAUAUAGGAUGAAUGAUGUACGCGUUGUGUAAAGGGAAACAUACUAGCGUUUCUUCAUGCUCUGUGUGUCAUUUUAUGGUCUAUUUUUUUUGGAAUGAAUACAUGUGCUCUAUUCAUUCAUUCAUCCCAAUUAAUGUCUUCUUGUUGAUAUACCCUUGCAUGAUUGAAAUGCAGAAGCUACAAAGAUGAAA
Neltuma alba is the source of this 2676-nucleotide messenger RNA. RefSeq names its product kinesin-like protein KIN-10A. NCBI's taxonomy places the organism in Eukaryota, Viridiplantae, Streptophyta, Magnoliopsida, Fabales, Fabaceae. The coding region runs from base 203 to 2455 and encodes 750 amino acids. Gene Ontology annotation, cellular component: kinesin complex; microtubule. Gene Ontology annotation, biological process: microtubule-based movement. The transcript has 5 exons. The record is from RefSeq and is a predicted model, not a curated record. Gene Ontology annotation, molecular function: ATP hydrolysis activity; ATP binding; microtubule binding.